CACAUUUCUGGGAAGGCCGGGGAAUCCCUAUGCUGCGCACAAAGCCCUGUAUGUGUAUGGGGAGUACAAGGCAAAGAGUCGCUCAUACAGAAACCCGAAGCCGCAGCCAGAGAGGGUCAGUAGGUACCAACUGCACGGAGUGUCAUCAUGCAUCACAUCUGGACGCUAUGUUUUCUUUUUGCUGUGGAUUUUGCCUCCAUGCUCAUCCUGAGAUUAUUUCUUACAUAUCUUCUUCCCAUUUAUGCCCCCAUAAUUCUGGCAUGGCUGGCAGGUUUGGUACGAUUUGUGAUUCUUAGUCUGGGUAUUUGCACAGUUAGAAGUAGAUCCAAACUCCCUCCAUGGCUGCAGGGAGACCACCUGGCCCUGAUUGGCACUGUCCUUAGCUUUCUUGUCCCCUUCUGUGCUGCUGUGAUUGCCCUUGUGUCACUGAGAAGUAGUACAGAACUCCUAUACAGCUGGAGUCGCUGGGACGUCUUCCUCUUGUGUUACCUUCUCACUGUAACUUCAGGCAUCUUGUGGCACCAGCUGUUUCCCCACAGCACAAAGGAGAAGAUAGCUGUUACCUCUUCAGCCUCUUUGAGACGGUUAAUUACCCUUCUGCAACCUUAUGUACACAGAUUUCUGCUAGUGGCCGUGUUCCUGGUACUGUCAUCUUGGAGUGAGAUGGCUCUUCCUUCUUACACUGGGCGUAUGACAGACUGGAUAGCCAACAAGGAGGACCCCUCAGCCUUUACUUCAGCUAUCAUAGCAAUGAGUCUGAUCACAGCAGCAAGUGCGGUUACUGAGUUUGUGUGUGACUGUAUCUACAAUGUCACAAUGAGUAUGAUCCACACACAUACGCAGGGACAAGUCCUCCGUUCCGUCCUGAAGCAGGAAAUGGCAUUCUUUGACUCGGAAUCCACAGGUGAUAUAACAUCUCGUGUUACUACGGAUACCAUAACAAUGAGCGAGUCUCUAUCCCACGAACUGAGCCUGUUGAUGUGGUACUUGAUGAGAGUGGUUUUCCUCAGCAGUUACAUGAUCAUGUUGUCCCCAAAGCUGACUUUCUUCACAAUAUUAUGUCUGUGUGUCAUUACAAUUGUUCCUAAACUAACAGGAACAUUUUCUGAGGGUAUGGCUGUGCGGGUCCAGGAAUCUCUCUCUAAAGCAAACCAAGUAGCCCUGGAAACAUUCUCGAAUAUGAAGACUGUAAGAAGCUUUGCAAAUGAAGAGGGUGAAUGCCAGCGUUAUGAGCAGAGGUUGCAUGACACAUAUCAGCUCAAUAAGGUUGAAGCUGUGGCUUAUGGGUGCUCUAUGGUGGCAACUAGCUUUUCUGGCCUGGUGCUGAAGGUUGCAAUUCUGUACUUUGGUGGACGUUUGGUAACUAAUGGUGAGGUCAGUGGAGGGGAACUGGUGUCCUUUGUCUUAUAUGAGCUGCAGUUCUCAUCAGCUGUGGAGGUUCUGCUCAGGAUGUACCCAGAGGUCAGGAAAGCAGUGGGAUCCUCAGAGAAAGUAUUUGAAUAUAUGGACCGAAAACCUCAGUCACCUUCACCAGGCAGUUUCUCUCCUCAGGAUCUUAAAGGAAUAAUCCAAUUUCAGAAUGUCACUUUCUCAUACCCUACUCGGCCUGAUUCACUGGCUUUACAGGUAUCUCUCAUAUAUUAGUCGUAUUCUUGUGCAACUCUUUAUGAUCUCUCUUUGUUACACACAACCAAAGGCCUGUGCCAUUUUUUGUCACAAGAUGGCCAGAAGCCAUUUCCUCUGCUCACUGAAUCAGUAUCCAUUGGUUUCCCACGGUGUAUAAGGCAUUAUUUACACUCAUUUACAAACACAGCAUACUGUGCAAUGUGCAUUUUUUGGAUACAUCAUACUGCUACUUCAAAAACAUGUACUUUAUGUGUGGGACAAGCUGUAAAAAAGUAUGCAGACCCGAGACACCCAAAUUUAUUUGGAAAGUACAUGUUCUUCCAAAUCCAAGAUAGCUGAAAACUUCUUUCUACUCCAAACUAUCAAAUUGCAAGGGUUUAUUAAAGUUAGCAGUUAUGGUGAAAUUUCUAAAAAUGACCCCAGAACUUCCAUUUUACAGGAUUUUGUCUUUCACAAAGCCUUAUAUACUAAGAACAUUCUAAAAACGAUUGGCAGGGGUCUGCUGGACAGUUUUAUGCCCAAUAUGGAUAGAUUUACCAAAUCAUGUGGCAUGUACGGCCCCACUGGCAAUUCAGCUUUUGCAAGCAAACAAAUAUAUAUUUUUGGAAAGCUGUGCUAGACAAAAUGUAAUGAACAAA
Messenger RNA from Xenopus tropicalis (tropical clawed frog), 2264 nucleotides. Its product is annotated as antigen peptide transporter 1-like. Lineage: Eukaryota; Metazoa; Chordata; Amphibia; Anura; Pipidae. The coding region runs from base 148 to 1644 and encodes 498 amino acids. The record is from RefSeq and is a predicted model, not a curated record. The transcript is spliced from 8 exons.